Molecule: messenger RNA, 1155 nt
Organism: Fonsecaea erecta
Lineage: Eukaryota; Fungi; Ascomycota; Eurotiomycetes; Chaetothyriales; Herpotrichiellaceae
Exons: 2
Coding region: 1-1155 (384 amino acids)
Source: RefSeq, a predicted model, not a curated record
AUGGAUUCAAGCUCAAGGGACGCGCUGGAGCAUGGCAGCACGGCCUGCGCGCUGCAGCAGCCAUCACCAAAUAUCCCAGACUGCCAUCCCGAUCUGCCCACUUCCACGCACGAGACCCUCGACUCCACAAUCAGACCACCGCAAGACAAUGAUACGCCUCUACAGCACAGUCUACUCCUGAAUCAAGCACACAGAGUUCGGGCAGAUCUCAAAGCGUACUUGGCCGGCAAGUUCCUCCAAUAUCGAGACAAGCCACGCGAUCUGGAAAUUGGAAUUCGUCUCUCAUACAACUCCCGCACGGCAACGCUCACCCUCUUCACCAUGCAAAGCCCGAGACACGGUUAUAUUAUCGAGUGGCUUCACGAUAUCGCUGAAGCGAAGUUAGAUUUGCCUACACGCCGCAAGCUCUUCCUAUCGUGUGGUGUUAAUGACACGGAUUUUCAAGGAGAAUGGCAAUGGUCAGAAAAGCAGCCAGACCUUGCUAUUUCGUGGAACGAGAAUAACAUCGGGACCCAGCUGGACACUAUUAUCGAGGUCGGCGUUUCACAGACUUACAAUAGUCUACUUCACGUUCGGGACAUGUUCUUGAAAGGGUUACCUGAAGUCUCCAGUUUCGUCUCGGUGAAUAUUCUCGAGGACCCUAGGUACAGAAGCCCAAAGGAUCUCAAUAUCGACGAACCGGAUAACAUUCAGAAAGCGGAUUUCCAACUGGAUGCAGACCAAGGACCACUUUGUUAUAAGGGUGUCCAAUGGAUGGGGAAGAGCACGCUUUCCUGGGAAGUCUGGGAACGAGGGGCAGAUGGAGAGCCGAAGCAAAUCUUCUCUGCAACUGUCGACCCUAGUGAUAGGGAAACGGAACUCCCAUUCUUCGAAAUACCGGCUACGAUCGCAACCGGUACCAAGCCAGUUACAGUUACGUCGACAGAUCUUGAUGAGCUCUACACUUCUCGAUUGAAAUAUGGGAUAAUCGAUGAGGCUCGGGUACGGAUGUCAAGAUACAUCAAGAAUGUGAGAGGAAAGCGAAAGCUUGCAGCGGACUUGGCGGAGCGAAAGGACGAAGCGGAGAAGAAGAGAUCCAAAGCCACCGAGGAGCGUACGGAACGCUGCAGAAUUCAAUCGGAACGUCGAGAGAAGGCAGCGGACUCGGAGGAGUAG